Saprolegnia parasitica CBS 223.65 is the source of this 1687-nucleotide messenger RNA. RefSeq lists its product as hypothetical. The coding region runs from base 10 to 1329 and encodes 439 amino acids. The transcript is spliced from 7 exons. NCBI's taxonomy places the organism in Eukaryota, Oomycota, Saprolegniomycetes, Saprolegniales, Saprolegniaceae. Gene Ontology annotation, biological process: exonucleolytic trimming to generate mature 3'-end of 5.8S rRNA from tricistronic rRNA transcript (SSU-rRNA, 5.8S rRNA, LSU-rRNA); nuclear mRNA surveillance; U4 snRNA 3'-end processing. The record is from RefSeq and is a predicted model, not a curated record. Gene Ontology annotation, cellular component: nuclear exosome (RNase complex); cytoplasmic exosome (RNase complex).
ACGGCCAAGAUGAUGCUCAGCAGCAACGAGCGCGACUUCCUCGUCGCGGCCUUGAAGAACCAAAAGUCCGAGAACGCAGUCCAGCGCGCCGAUGGACGUGGCCUCCUCGAGUUCCGCCGUAUGAACCUCUCUCUGCGCCGCAGCAUGCACGAGUCCCAGAGCGAGUGCGAGUUGCAGCUUGGCCGGACGCGCGUGCUGGCGGUCGUCUCGGGCGAAGUCGUCGCGCCGUUCCCGGACCGACCGACCGAAGGCUUUCUUCAGUUCAGCGUUGAGCUCUCGCCAAUGGGCGCGUCGAUCUUUGAGCACAAGCAGGCCCACAAGGCAUGGUCGGCCGAGCUCUCCCGCAUCGUCGAGCGCUCGAUCCGCGACUGCAAGGCGCUCGACACUGAAGCGCUGGCCAUCGUCGCGGGCGAGAGCGUCUGGGCCAUCAAGUGCACGAUCCACGUGCUCGACCACGGCGGCAACCUCGUCGACGCCGUCUCGAUCGCGUCGAUCGCAGCGCUCAUGCACUUUCGCCGCCCCGAGACGCUGAACGACCCGGACUGCGCGCUCAUCCCGCUCAGCUUGCACCACAUUCCGGUGUCGAUCUCGUUCAGCUUCGUGCAGCUGGACGCCAACGACCAAGACGACCCGGUCGUCCUCAUUGACCCGACGGACCGCGAAGAAAAGAUCGUCGACGGCGCGAUCACAUACACGUUCAACUCGUUCCGGGAGCUCUGCGCCGUGCACAAGAUUGGCGGCGUCUCGAUCUCGACCGACAUUGUGCUGCGCUGCGCCAACAUUGCCGCGGCCAAGGCGGAAGAGCUGACCGACAUGCUCAAGGAGGCCACCGAGACGGCCGAUCGCGACGCCAUUGAGCAGCGCCGGGCGCUUCUGCGCGGCAAGGAGUUUCACGACAAGUCGGUCGCGGCCCUCUCGACCCAAAAGGCCGUGCCGCUCGAUGUGUCGGGCCUCGACAAGGCCAUGGAAGAGAUUGUGGAUUUUGCGACGCUGCAUGCGCCGAUUCCGUUGCGCAACGAUGACCCGGCGGUCAAGAAGGCAGCGACGCGCGAGCUCAUGGAGUCGCUCGAGUCGUCCGCAGAAGGUCUGGCCAUCACGCAGGCUGCGCGCGAUCACUUUCACCAGCUCACGCAGACGGUCCACGUGGCACCCAAGCCGGCGAUGGCCGACACCAAGAUGUACGACAGCGACAGCGACGAAGAAGAGGACGUCGUCAUGCACGUACAAAGCGAGUACCUGCCGACGCCGCCCAAGAAGGUGGAGGUCGCGGACGAAGAGAGCGGCAGCUCGGACGAAGAAGACUUGAUGGCCGCCAUCAAGCGCAAGUAGUGGUAGACUACGAUCAAAUAUACGCCGUGUUCACUUUAGUAGAAGCCAGGCUGGGCGCCAGGACAUUUAUUGACGGGUGGAGAGGAUCAUGUGAAUCUUUUCGAUCUUCGUCGAGAGCGAGAGAUCGAUAAAGAGGUCGGCGAUCUGGACCUUGAGGCCGCCAAGGAUCGUCGGGUCGACGACCGUCUCCAAGAGCAACGUCUCGCCCUUCUGGAUGCGGGCCUUCAACGCGGUCUGCACCUGCGCGAGCUGCUCCUUCGUCAACGGGUCAGCCGACGUGAUCUUGGCCUGGACCUCGCCACGGUGGGCGCGCAUCAAGCGGUUGUACGCCGCAAUGACGUGCUUGGCGUCGCCGAGG